Messenger RNA from Aspergillus vadensis CBS 113365, 2134 nucleotides. Its product is annotated as macro domain-like protein. The transcript has a single exon. The record is from RefSeq and is a predicted model, not a curated record. Lineage: Eukaryota; Fungi; Ascomycota; Eurotiomycetes; Eurotiales; Aspergillaceae. The coding region runs from base 79 to 1899 and encodes 606 amino acids.
CCGAUAUCCUCCUGAAAUUUCAAUCGAAUUCUCUCAAGAUGUAUAUUGUACUUAAACUAUCAUACUUUGCUCAAAGCCAUGGCUGGCACACUGCCAUCAGUUCUGCAGACCUUGCUGGCUGAUUCCCACUAUUUCGCCCCCCAGAGAUCUUCGGUCUGUCACCAUCACCACCACCAGCAUGACAUCGCCUCCAUUGAAUCCAUGGACUCAUGGGCCCAGUUCCGUCUUAUGAAGCAGCUGCUCUGUGUUAGACAUCCUCGAAAACCUCUUUCACCCUCCUUACUCCAGGGGAUCGAUCAGGUUCUGCUGGAAGAGCGUGCCAAUCGCCUUCUUAUUGACGUUGCUUCCAUUCCGGCCAUUCUAACUCCAUCGGCACCAACAUCAACAUCAUCAGAGCCUCUUCCUGCCACGCUCCAUCUGUGGCAAGGAGAUAUUACCACCUUGGAUGGAGUCACCGCCAUCACCAAUCCGGCCAAUGAGCAAAUGCUGGGAUGUUUCCAGCCGGCCCAUCGAUGCCUGGACAAUGUCAUCCACGCCCGGGCAGGUCCCCGCUUGCGCGAAGAAUGUUUCCAACAGAUGGCUCAAGGUCAGCAUAUUUUGCCUGUCGGCCAGGCUCGUGCCACCAAAGGCUACUGCCUGCCCACCCCCUAUGUGAUUCACACCGUGGGCCCUCAACUGGAUGCGGAACACCCUGUGCCUACCACGCACCAACGACAACAGCUGCAGCAAUGCUACGAGGCCGUCCUGGACGUCGCAGAAUCCCUGCCCGCAUCGGACCCUCAGGGUAAGACCAUCGCUCUCUGUGGCAUCGCGACCGGAUUGUUUGCUUUCCCCGUGGAGGAGGCUGCAUGUAUUGCCGUUAGAUCGGUACUCGACUGGCUGCGGCGUCGUCAGCACACCUCCAUCACCAACAUCAUCUUCAACACUUUCACCGAUACCGACACGGCCGUCUACCAACAGACACUCAAGGAAAUGUACUAUCCAGCUCUCUCCCUCGCGCCACCUCUCCAGAUUCAUGGAUCUUCGCUCAACCAAGCCUUGGCUUGGUUGGCUACUGCCGAUACCAUUGUGGUCAGCUGUGGAGCCGGCUUCUCGGCGGCCACUGGACUCGACUAUACCUCGACCACUCUGUUCGAUCGCCACUUUCCGUCAUUUAAGCAAUACCAGCUGCGACGGCUCUAUGACACCUUUAACCGUACUAACCGCGAUUGGCCAUCCGAGAGCGUCCGGUGGGGAUUCUACUUCUCCCAUCUAGCCAUGGUGCGUCGCUGGCCUCGCUCGUCCCUCUAUACCUCCCUGUUAGAAUGGCUGGCAUCGCGUUUCUCAUCCGAUCGGGUUCACGUACGCACCUCCAAUGCAGACGGACUAUUUGUAGCCCAUGGACUGCCUGAAGCGCAACUCUCCACCCCCCAGGGCCAAUAUGCCUUCUUGCAAUGUCUGGAAAACUGUCGUCCGGAUGCCGUCUUUCCAUCUGCCCCGUACCUUGACGCUGUGCUGCCGCAUCUGGAUCCACACAGCCAGACCGUAACGGCGCAGGACAAGAUUCCGACAUGCCCCUUCUGUGGUGGCCCUAUGUCGAUAUGUGUUCGGGCGGGAAACUGGUUCAACGAACGGCCCUUCGCUCCCGGCGAAACGCGAUGGCAUGAGUUCCGCAAGACCUUCCUCACGGACCCGACACGAAACGUAGUCAUUCUUGAGCUAGGGGUCGGCCUCUCCACACCAGGGGUGCUGCGGUGGGAUAAUGAGGAGCUGGUCGAGCAAGGCGAUGGACAUGUACGACUGGUGCGCGCGGGCUUGGGUGACGCUGUGCAUGUUCCUGGAGAGUUGGCUGCUGCGCAGCUAGCCACCAGCAUAGAAGGGGACUUGCGGGAUGUGGUUCGGGCAAUCGUGGCUCCGUAGACUGGUCAAUUGAUACGUCAAUAUGAUAUGUCUACCUUGCUGACUCGGUCUCUUGCCGAACUUGAGUACCGUAUGUGCUUGACAAGGUAUAUGCAGCGAUGACUUUAGAAACUUCGUAGCUUGUGUUGGGAAAGUAUGUGAGUUUUGCGGGAUUGCAGAAUUUAGAGGCGUUGAGGCCAUGUUUUCUUUCAGACGGUGAAGCACCUGCUCAGUUAGCGUCUUAUAUAGAGGGCUC